Messenger RNA from Loa loa (African eye worm), 198 nucleotides. RefSeq lists its product as hypothetical. The coding region runs from base 1 to 198 and encodes 65 amino acids. The record is from RefSeq and is a predicted model, not a curated record. NCBI's taxonomy places the organism in Eukaryota, Metazoa, Nematoda, Chromadorea, Rhabditida, Onchocercidae. The transcript is spliced from 2 exons.
AUGGCAUUAAUUUCAGCUGCGGAGGUUGUCACAGAUUAUAAAGCUGAUAAGUUAUGGGAAGAUGGUCGAUUAAUAGUAGCACCAAAAGUAGAAGAAUCAAUAUUGAUGAAUUGUGGCACAGUGGAAGUUGAACGAUUAUCUAUUUUGGAGGAUAAAUCGUUUCUAUUUGUGGGGAACUCUUUUGACUUGAUAAAGUGA